AUGUCGCAAGCUCUGGUAUCUCUGGUCGGCAAGCGCAUGCUGGCCGAAUCUGCCAGGAACCACUUUGGAACUGAGGACCCGUACUUCGAACAAGUACCAGCUUCACGCCUCGGCCGUGCCUUCGGCAAGAAAACAACCAAGCGUCGCAAGGCCGUUCCACCGGGGGUGUCAGAACACGAUGCGAAAAUCCUCACUCGAGUUAAGCGCAGAGCUUACCAACUCGAUUACGCCCUUUUCAACUUGUGCGGUAUCCGCUUUGGUUGGGGCAGUGUGAUUGGUCUCGUCCCAUUCAUUGGUGAUGCCGGCGACGCUGCACUUGCCAUGAUGGUCGUGAGAAAUUGUCAAGAGAUCGAAGGUGGACUCCCAUCGCACCUGCGCAUGAUGAUGAUGAUCAAUGUCCUCAUCGACUUUGUGAUUGGUCUUGUUCCCUUCAUCGGCGACCUUGCGGAUGCAGUGUACAAAUGCAACACCAGAAACGCGGUCAUUCUUGAGAAGCAUCUUCGCGAGAAGGGUGCAAAGCUCGUCAAGAGACAGCCCAAACAACCAUCAACACAAGGUCGCGUCCAGGAGAUCCAGGAGGACACUGUCGAUCACAGUCUUCCAGACGAGUGGGAUAAGCAGGAAAGCGGUGUUGUCAGCAGUUCGCCUCCGGAAUAUCCGGAACACGCAGCAUCAGGCGGCCGACAAGGAGAUCCCACUGGGAUCCAGCAACAGCCUCGGCCCAACCGUGGCUUUUCCAGAUGGUUCGGAGGGGCUAGACAUCCAGAGGAGGACUUGGAACGAGGCAGAUGA
Penicillium cinerascens is the source of this 792-nucleotide messenger RNA. RefSeq names its product DUF4112 domain-containing protein. NCBI's taxonomy places the organism in Eukaryota, Fungi, Ascomycota, Eurotiomycetes, Eurotiales, Aspergillaceae. The record is from RefSeq and is a predicted model, not a curated record. The transcript has 3 exons. The coding region runs from base 1 to 792 and encodes 263 amino acids.